UUCUCACGUGUUGGCCUCCUUUGGCUGGUUCCCAGAUUCCCAUCCUACUCUCUCUCUCUCUCUCUCUGUCUCCGGAGCUAGACCCGGAGGAGCUUCCUGUUUGUAGGGUUUGCCGCACGGCGAGCGCCGAAAAAAAAAAACGUCCUUCCUCGGUUUAUCUGACGCGGCGGCGACAGCGGCAGCGCCACCACCUUCCACUAUGGCGGCGUUGACUUCCCCCGCGGCCGACUCGGGCAGGGACGAACUCGUCGAUCUGAUCCAGAGGUUCGUGGAAUCGCUCGCGGAGGUGUGCGAACGUCUUCCCUUCCACGUCCAUCGCGAGAAGCUUCGUUCCAUCACAACUCUUGCUGCUCUUGCCAUUGCAAUUAUCUUUGCUUGGAAUUUUCUUCACCCCUCUAAUUUGCAGCUGACCCUGGGGCAAUUAGUAAGGCAAAGACUUUGUGAAGGGAGGAAGGUCACUUGUCGGUUGCUUGGUGUAAUUCUUGAGGAGACUAGUCCAGAGGAGAUCCAGAAGCAUGCAACUGUGAGAUCUUCUGUGCUAGAAGUAUUAUUGGAGAUCGCAAAACACUGUGAUCUUUAUCUCAUGGAAAGGAUUCUCGAUGAUGAAGCGAGGGUUCUGUCAACUUUGAAGGAUGCUGGAGUUUUUACAUCUGGUGGUCUGGUUACUGAUAAGGUUCUCUUUUGCAGCACUGAAAAUGGGUGCUCAUCUUUUGUGCGGCAACUGGAACCUGAUUGGCAUAUUGAUUCAAAUCCUGAGAUCAUAUUCCCAUUGGCUAGGUUCAUCAAAUAUGAACUGUAUAUUUCGCCAAGCAGACCUGAACGUACAGCUUCUAAUGUUUUCACCUCGACAAGCUUGGAGCAGUUCUUUGGUGUUUCAGCUUGAGGCUAAUAUGUAAGUUUUUGAUUAAUAUGCCAUCACAUGUAAAAUUGUUUCCUUCUUAUGUAGUUUUACUUUUAAGGUGUCAUGACCCACAAAAUAUAUUCUUGCAUGCUGACCACCCAACCAGAUGAAGCUGGGACGUGCGCUCCAGUUUGUUAAGUUUUUAUGUCUGAGUGCACAAAAUUUUUGAACUUGAUACUAUAUCAUCUUUAUCCUGCCACCACCAAAAACUAAAAUGAACCAUUUUUGCUUUAGAGGUUCAGAUUCCCUGACUUUCCUGUCAGGAUUAUGUUACAUCAGAUGGUUGUCUUGGUGUUUUGUAGAUUAAAGGUCCAUUGAUCUGAAAGGAUGUUGUCAGAGCUACAAUUUGUAACUUAAAGCGUGUUUGUGGAAGAGCUAAUUUUUCUAUUUUAAAUAUGCACAACAAAAUUACUACGAGGGUACAAGGCCUAUGAUAUCUGACUUUCCCCUGGGGCCAUUAAUUUUACAUGUGAUGGUGACAUUGGGGUGAUUUGUACUGUAUCCUAUACCGUAGUCUGUAUGGUACUUUAUUGUAAGAUCUAAUGCAGUCUAUUCAGGUUUUCGCUUCA
Molecule: messenger RNA, 1470 nt
Organism: Phoenix dactylifera (date palm)
Lineage: Eukaryota; Viridiplantae; Streptophyta; Magnoliopsida; Arecales; Arecaceae
Source: RefSeq, a predicted model, not a curated record